AUGGAAAAAAAACUAUUUCCCAUUGAUGAAGUAUCCGAUGAACGGACCGAAAAAAUCGAACUCAAAGCGAUAAAAAAUUAUGAAAACAUUAAAGAAGAUAAAUAUUUCGAAUCGCAAACAAUUUUGUCAGGUAAAUGGUUCUUCCAAAAAAUGAUCCAAAAAGGUAGCCCACAUUGGCAAUACUAUUCUGGAACUUUUACUAGCUAUUCUGCUUUUAAACAACGCCGAGAGACAUCAAAAACUCUAAACGUGACUAAGAAACCGGAAUCUCGGACCUCAGAAUUUUUUAACAAAUUUAGGAACAGAUUUUGGUCUAAGAACAGGGUUCAAUGCAAGCCAAAUGAUACAAAUUCCAAAUUAGGAACUGGCCAAAACAAUUAUGAAACAAUAAAGUGUCCUCAUUGCUACGUCCUUUAUAGUAGUAAGGAUCAUAUAAUACUUAAUGACGAAUCUUCUUGCAAUUAUUUUAAGUUAUACGUUAGAAACUAUACGUUACCUCAUAAUAUUGCAUUUAAUAAAUCACAUAAUAAUAGUGACAAUACACUAACACACUUUGGUGAGGAUGUUAAAAUUAUUAAAUUGUUCAGUUCCAAUUACACAAGGGGUGAAUUUUUACACAUUUUUCCGGAUUUUGGUUGGAGACUACUCAUUGACAACAACAUACUUACAAAAUCGAUCAAAUCGGUAGAUCCUGUAAAAAUUUUAUCUGUCAGCUUUUACAAAGAGUCUAGACGAAUGAAAUUCUCAACUUGUUUGGUAACAUUGGCAAUUAAUAUAUUCGUUAGGGCUGCACGAAUUGGUGCUAAAUUUGGUUUGAUAAAAUUGACACCACUUAUAGCUAAAAUGUUUCCAAAAUUAGAAGAAUCUGAGAAUGUUUUUGACGAAAUGGGACCAAAUAUACUAUAUAGUGAUUCCACAAAGCUAGGCCUAUUUUCUCCACAAAUCAGUCUUAGUAUCAACGAUACAAACAUGUUUUAUACGGCGUUUGGUCUACCUGAUUAUGGAUGGAGAUUGUACAAGAAAUCAACACUAUCUAAUCAUUUACAAAAUGGUUGUUCAUCUAGAGUGGCCAAGUCAACACGUUACCCCAAUGCUUUGUUUUACCAAAUGCAACUUUGUGAUGGGUUCAUAACCUCAGUAGACAUAGCAUCAUACGCUAUAAACAUGACAGAACUGCUUUACAGGCUGGAAGCUUGGGAUUUGUCGCGAGAGAGAACACCGCAAAGUACAUAUAAUGUCGAAAUAUUACAUAGGGGUUAUAAUGAAUGUACUAUAAAGGAUAUAGAUGGCGCAACCUAUACGAUAAUACCAGAAGAAGUAAUACUCAACGUUUCAACAUUCUUGCAAUCAUCAUUUAUCACUCAGCCAUCACUUUUAUCCUGA
Molecule: messenger RNA, 1383 nt
Organism: Babesia microti strain RI
Lineage: Eukaryota; Apicomplexa; Aconoidasida; Piroplasmida; Babesiidae
Exons: 5
Coding region: 1-1383 (460 amino acids)
Source: RefSeq, a predicted model, not a curated record